Molecule: messenger RNA, 5347 nt
Organism: Cercocebus atys (sooty mangabey)
Lineage: Eukaryota; Metazoa; Chordata; Mammalia; Primates; Cercopithecidae
Gene: PLCB1
Product: phospholipase C, beta 1 (phosphoinositide-specific)
Exons: 32
Coding region: 386-4036 (1216 amino acids)
Biological process (GO): lipid catabolic process; memory; phosphatidylinositol-mediated signaling
Cellular component (GO): cytoplasm; nuclear speck
Molecular function (GO): calmodulin binding; phosphatidylinositol-4,5-bisphosphate phospholipase C activity; calcium ion binding
Source: RefSeq, a predicted model, not a curated record
GUGUCACUCGCUCUCUCCCUCUGUGUAUAGAGGAUGUGCUGAAUGGUGCGCUUUGAGGCGGCGGCGGCGGAGGAGCAGAAUCCGCCGCGACUGGCAGCCUCGGCUGCCCGGCUCGGCUUCUCUUCGCCUUCCGAGGCUCCUCAUCCACCGCGGGUUCCCGACCUCGCGUCCCGCCUGGGGCAUGGCCCGGCGCUGCGCCCCCGCGCGCUCUGCCUGCUGAGCGGCGCCGGAGGGAGGUGCGGAGGCCGGGAGGCCGGGGAGGCCGGCGGGGGAGAAGAGUCGAGCGCCUCAGGAGCAGAGAAAGGAGCCCGCGCCCCGCGCCCCGCGCGCGGUUCCCAGUCCCUGCCGCGCUCGCCCGGGCCGCCCGGAGCCCAGAUGAGCCCAGAUGGCCGGGGCUCAACCCGGAGUGCACGCCUUGCAACUCAAGCCCGUGUGCGUGUCCGACAGCCUCAAGAAGGGCAUCAAAUUCGUCAAGUGGGAUGAUGACUCAACUAUUGUUACUCCAAUUAUUUUGAGGACUGACCCUCAGGGAUUUUUCUUUUACUGGACAGAUCAAAACAAGGAGACGGAGCUACUGGAUCUCAGCCUUGUCAAAGAUGCCAGAUGUGGGAGACACGCCAAAGCUCCCAAGGACCCCAAAUUACGUGAACUUCUGGAUGUGGGGAACAUCGGGCGCCUGGAGCAGCGCAUGAUCACGGUGGUGUAUGGGCCUGACCUCGUGAACAUCUCCCAUUUGAAUCUCGUGGCUUUCCAAGAAGAAGUGGCCAAGGAAUGGACAAAUGAGGUUUUCAGUUUGGCAACAAACCUGCUGGCCCAAAACAUGUCCAGGGAUGCAUUUCUGGAAAAAGCCUAUACUAAACUUAAGCUGCAAGUCACUCCAGAAGGGCGUAUUCCUCUCAAAAACAUAUAUCGCUUGUUUUCAGCAGACCGGAAGCGAGUUGAAACUGCUUUAGAGGCUUGUAGUCUUCCAUCUUCAAGGAAUGAUUCAAUACCUCAAGAAGAUUUCACUCCAGAAGUGUACAGAGUUUUCCUCAACAACCUUUGCCCUCGACCUGAAAUUGAUAACAUCUUUUCAGAAUUUGGUGCCAAAAGCAAACCAUAUCUUACCGUUGACCAGAUGAUGGAUUUUAUCAACCUUAAGCAGCGAGAUCCUCGGCUUAAUGAAAUACUUUAUCCACCUCUAAAACAAGAGCAAGUCCAAGUAUUGAUUGAGAAGUAUGAACCCAACAGCAGCCUCGCCAAAAAAGGACAAAUAUCAGUGGAUGGGUUCAUGCGCUAUCUGAGUGGAGAAGAAAACGGAGUCGUUUCACCUGAGAAACUGGAUUUGAAUGAAGACAUGUCUCAGCCCCUUUCUCACUAUUUCAUUAAUUCCUCGCACAACACCUACCUCACAGCUGGCCAACUGGCUGGAAACUCCUCUGUUGAGAUGUAUCGCCAAGUGCUUCUGUCUGGUUGUCGCUGUGUGGAGCUGGACUGCUGGAAGGGACGAACUGCAGAAGAGGAACCUGUCAUCACCCAUGGCUUCACCAUGACAACUGAAAUAUCUUUCAAGGAAGUGAUAGAAGCAAUUGCGGAGUGUGCAUUUAAGACUUCACCUUUUCCAAUUCUCCUUUCAUUUGAGAACCAUGUGGAUUCCCCAAAGCAGCAAGCCAAGAUGGCGGAGUACUGCCGACUGAUCUUUGGGGAUGCCCUUCUCAUGGAGCCCCUGGAAAAAUAUCCACUGGAAUCUGGAGUUCCUCUUCCAAGCCCUAUGGAGUUAAUGUAUAAAAUUUUGGUGAAAAAUAAGAAGAAAUCACACAAGUCAUCAGAAGGAAGCGGCAAAAAGAAGCUCUCAGAACAAGCCUCCAACACCUGCAGCGACUCCUCCAGCAUGUUCGAGCCCUCAUCCCCAGGAGCCGGAGAAGCUGAUACGGAAAGUGACGACGAUGAUGAUGAUGAUGACUGUAAAAAAUCUUCAAUGGAUGAGGGGACCGCUGGAAGUGAGGCUAUGGCCACAGAGGAAAUGUCUAACCUGGUGAACUACAUUCAGCCGGUCAAGUUUGAGUCAUUUGAAAUUUCAAAAAAAAGAAAUAAAAGUUUUGAAAUGUCUUCCUUCGUGGAAACCAAAGGACUUGAACAACUCACCAAGUCUCCGGUGGAAUUUGUAGAAUAUAACAAAAUGCAGCUUAGCAGGAUAUAUCCAAAAGGAACACGUGUGGAUUCAUCCAAUUAUAUGCCUCAGCUCUUCUGGAAUGCAGGUUGUCAGAUGGUGGCACUUAAUUUCCAGACAAUGGACCUGGCUAUGCAAAUAAAUAUGGGGAUGUAUGAAUACAACGGAAAGAGUGGCUAUAGAUUGAAGCCAGAGUUCAUGAGGAGGCCUGACAAGCAUUUUGAUCCAUUUACUGAAGGCAUCGUAGAUGGGAUAGUGGCAAACACUUUGUCUGUUAAGAUUAUAUCAGGUCAGUUUCUUUCUGAUAAGAAAGUCGGGACUUACGUGGAAGUGGAUAUGUUUGGUUUGCCUGUGGAUACAAGGAGGAAGGCAUUUAAGACCAAGACAUCCCAAGGAAAUGCUGUGAAUCCUGUCUGGGAAGAAGAACCUAUUGUGUUCAAAAAGGUGGUUCUUCCUACUCUGGCCUGUUUGAGAAUAGCAGUUUAUGAAGAAGGAGGUAAAUUCAUUGGCCACCGUAUCUUGCCAGUGCAAGCCAUUCGGCCAGGCUAUCACUAUAUAUGUCUAAGGAAUGAAAGGAACCAGCCUCUGAUGCUGCCUGCUGUCUUUGUCUACAUAGAAGUGAAAGACUAUGUGCCAGACACAUAUGCAGAUGUCAUUGAAGCUUUAUCAAACCCAAUCCGGUAUGUGAACCUGAUGGAGCAGAGAGCUAAGCAAUUGGCUGCUUUGACACUGGAAGAUGAAGAAGAAGUAAAGAAAGAGGCUGAUCCUGGAGAAACACCAUCAGAGACUCCAAGUGAAGUGAGAACAACUCCAGCAGAAAACGGGGUGAAUCACACUACAUCCCUGACACCCAAGCCACCCUCCCAGGCUCUCCACAGCCAGCCAGCUCCAGGUUCUGUAAAGGCACCUGCCAAAACAGAAGAUCUUAUUCAGAGUGUCUUAACAGAAGUGGAAGCACAGACCAUCGAAGAGCUAAAGCAACAGAAAUCGUUUGUGAAACUUCAAAAGAAGCACUACAAAGAAAUGAAAGACCUGGUUAAGAGACACCACAAGAAAACCACUGACCUUAUCAAAGAACACACUACCAAGUAUAAUGAAAUUCAGAAUGACUACUUGAGAAGGAGAGCAGCUUUGGAAAAGUCCGCCAAAAAGGACAGUAAGAAAAAAUCGGAACCCAGCAGCCCUGAUCAUGGUUCAUCAACGAUUGAGCAAGACCUCGCUGCCCUGGAUGCUGAAAUGACCCAAAAAUUGAUAGACUUGAAGGACAAACAACAGCAGCAGCUGCUUAAUCUUCGGCAAGAACAGUAUUAUAGUGAAAAAUACCAGAAGCGAGAACAUAUUAAACUGCUUAUUCAAAAGUUGACGGAUGUCGCAGAAGAGUGUCAGAACAAUCAGUUAAAGAAGCUCAAAGAAAUCUGUGAGAAAGAAAAGAAAGAAUUAAAGAAGAAAAUGGAUAAAAAGAGGCAGGAGAAGAUAACAGAAGCUAAAUCUAAAGACAAAAGUCAGAUGGAAGAGGAGAAGACAGAGAUGAUCCGGUCAUAUAUCCAGGAAGUGGUGCAGUACAUCAAGAGGCUAGAAGAGGCGCAAAGUAAACGGCAAGAAAAACUCGUAGAGAAACACAAGGAAAUACGUCAGCAGAUCCUGGAUGAAAAGCCCAAGCUGCAGGUGGAGCUGGAGCAAGAAUACCAAGACAAAUUCAAAAGACUGCCCCUCGAGAUUUUGGAAUUCGUGCAGGAAGCCAUGAAAGGAAAGAUCAGUGAAGACAGCAAUCAUGGUUCUGCCCCUCUCUCCCUGUCCUCAGACCCUGGAAAAGUGAACCACAAGACUCCCUCCAGUGAGGAGCUGGGAGGAGACAUCCCAGGAAAAGAAUUUGAUACUCCUCUGUGAAUGCUCCUGCCAGGCCUUCAGAAAUUGCAUGGCCACUCCAGCGACAUCGGACUCUCUCUUAUUACAAAGAUCACUGCCCAGGACCAUCUUCCCGAGAAGCAUCCCUUAGCCUAAAAUCCACACCAAAGGGAGAGUUCCAGAGGAAUCCAUGAAGAAGUCCCAUGCCCAGGCUCCAUGUGUCAUGUGGAAACCUCUGCAGGUCUACUAGUAAAGAAUGCAUGUAUGUGAGAUUUUUGUUUUCUUUCCAAUAGUAAAUUCAAAGCAAGCAACUCGCAGGCUCCAUGGAACUUUUAAUGAAGGACAGUGUCUUCUUUGAAGAAAAUCGAGCUCAUGUUUUUAUUCGAAGCUCUGGUGUAAAGUAUUUCAAAGUCAUAGAAAUAGUUUGAGAAAUGCAUAGCAUUAUUUAACACUAUUGAACAGCCUACUUUGAGUAUUUUUUUUUUCUAACUGCCCCUCAACUACCAUUAUCUUCAAGUCAACGUGCAUAUUACGUUGUUUCAUCCUUCGCUUUGCAAGCACCAGUGACUUGCAGUUUGCUAAUUUAUUUAUCAUAGAGUCAUCAAUGUAUUUGUUGCUGACAUGGUUUUAUUAGAUACCGUAGUGAUUCAAAUACAUUUGUUUUCUAUUUGGAAAAAAAAAAAAAUCACUUGACUGUAUCCUUGCCCAGUGAAGCCAUCCCAAGACUUAGCAAUAUGGAUUGUACAUUUGGCUGCAUCAACAAGUCAGCCACACACUUCCAGGCAGUGUGCUGUUUGCAUUGACUAUUUGCACUCAGAGUCUGGGUAUUCAUUGGUUUUUGGCCUGAAAUGAUCAAAUAACUACAAAUGGUCUGUUGAAUAAAAAUAGUUGAGCUGACAUAUGUUAAGCAGAUAUUCAAUCAGAGUGAACAGGUUCCAGUGGUUAUUUUGUUGUUUGACAUUUUUUAUGGUUCAUUUAUUUUUAAUAUAGAGAGGGAGAUUGAAUAUUUAUCUAGAGAAUACAAAGACUCACAUGUAAAUGAUAGGUAUUAUCUCCAUGUAUAUAUGUACCCACUUAGUCGUGUAAGUGCAUAUACACAUACACACACACAUAAGUGUAGAUAUGUGUUUAUUAAUUGACAAUGACCCAAAUCUCUUCCACAAGACUUAAAACCAAAAUCAGGGACAAAUGGAUAGAGAAGAAAAGGGUCAAACAUCUAGAUUACAUGGAUGUUAAAUUAUAUGGAGAUGCUAAGAGAUAAUUGAUGGAGCCAUUGAUGCAGACUGAAGUAGAUUUAGAACUUAUUAUAUGAAUUUGAUUUAUAUUUUGCAAGAUCAAAAAUUAAAUGUUAAG